UCACCAAAAGAUCAAAGUUGAAGGGAGCAGUGACUCCUCUUGGUCAGAUGAAGAUAGUGCAAGGAAUGGUACAGAGUGCUUACACCACAAAUUUCAAUGCUCAAGAUAGACACUGUAAUCAUGCGUCGGAAUUAUAACACUAACGUUUACGUGGGCCAUGAAAAACCUGCAUCACUCACUCCUAAGAGAUUUUACAUUCUAUACCAACAUUAUUUGGACAAAUGGACACCACACACAGCGUCACGAUGGGUCUUCACGAUGGUAUUGAUCGCUGGGUUUUCUUUACGAAUUAUUCGAAUUAUGUUGAGGCAAGGAUGGUACAUUGUCUGCUAUGCCUUGGGGAUCUACCACCUAAACCUAUUCCUUGCCUUCCUAACUCCAAAGAUUGACCCAGCAUUUGCACAGGAAGAAUCUGAUGAUGGACCAAGUCUCCCCACUAAAGCAAAUGAGGAGUUCCGUCCAUUCAUGCGACGACUUCCAGAAUUCAAGUUUUGGUACAGUGUGACCAAGUCAACUUUAAUUGCCUUCACUUGCACCUUCUUUCAGCUGUUUAAUUGUCCACGGGUCUUCUGGCCUAUCUUAGUCAUUUUGUUUUUCUCAUUGACCUUCCCUUUCUCUCCUGUGCAGCACAUGAUCAAGUACAAGUAUUUGCCGUUUUCAAUCGGCAAGCCUCGCUACCAGUCUCAAGAGAAUAGCAAACCUGCGGCCCCUCACUGACCCCACCAUACCCAGCACCCCAAGUCAAUGUGGUACCUGCCGUUCUUCCUGGGCAAGCUGCCGGACAAGUGAUAGGAGUGUGUGCUCUGCGCUACGAAACAACUGGACUUCUUUUACUCCUCUGCUGAUGCUGCGUGAUAGGAUCCCCACCUACAACUCUCUUUGAUUUUUUUUUUUUUUUUUUUUUUUUUUUUUUUUUUUUCCCCCAUCAUUGUUUGAUUCUACUCUUCUGUAUGUGUUUUUUGGGUUUGUUUAUUGGUUUUGUCACUAUUGGUUGGUGGGAGAUACGGUAGGGUACGAAUGUUAAACAAGAACAACCAAUGGUUAAGAUCUUUUUAUUUCAAUUUAUUUAUUUUUUCAUGUUAUAGAUCUUUGUUUUUACAAAGAAAUCCAGAUUUUAGAAGCGACCGUUUCUGAAGAGGAAACUAUGAGGAUAUGUAGCUAGAUGUUCAUAUAAGUUUAAAUGGAUUUAGUUUUAGCAGCACCAUGAAGCUAAACAAAAUUAUGUAAUAAGAAGAGAGAUCACUCGCGAGGAGAUUGUGUCGUCAGAUGGCUAGGUUUGGCUGUAGUGCAUAAGUGAUUUGGCUCUUAGCACUGACGUGUCUUUUGUUUCAUUGUUACUACCCUUUGUUUAGACGACUUUAUUUCAUUGCUGUUCAUCUUACCGAGUGUGUUUAUUCAGGGCUAAUAUUUUCCACUCAUAAAGUGAGAGCAAUGGAGCUUCUGCACUAGGUCAUUCCAUUGUUUUUCCCUCUCCAGGAAAUUCUUGUGCAAAUAUCCUCCCAAAAGUUUGUAAUGUAAACACACUACCCUUAUUGUUUCUUCCUGCACUCGCAUUGUUACAAGCAUUAAGAUGCUAUAUUACAUAGCAAUUACUCCAGUUUGAUUUAUACAAGUGUGAUGUAUGAAUGUCUGUAAUGUAUGUAUGUAUGUAUUAUUCACUCCUUUUUUUUCCCCACACAUCCCAAAAAGUCUUCAGUGCAAAGUCCAGUUUCAUGUAUCUGCUGCCUGUGGUUUAUAUAAUAGUAUGGCCAUGUGCUCUUUCAACGGAGAAACGAGUGAGGGGUUUUUCUUUUGAGGAAUCCCAUACAAGAUCAUCAGUUUUGUUGACUGAGUAUACUGAGAUUCUUUUUACAUUGCAUCUUUUCUCUUGGCAAAGCUGUUAGUGACGUAAGAAGAGUUCAGUGCCAUCUUUUGCCAUUAUGGAAAAUUAUCUCUAUCCUUUAUUGGCAUUAUUUAUUGUCAUCCAAUUAGGAGUGAUAUUCUUAUUACGAUCUUUUCUGUUUCUUUCACUGCUACUGUCACCAUUAUCCUCAGUAUAUAAGAUGUGCAGUUUUUUCCCCUACUGGUUUUGAUAAUUAUUUUUGUUAAUAUUAUUGUUACCACUGAACCAUUGCAUCUCACUGUAAGCAGCAACCAUUCUACUGAAAAUCACUCGCCCAUUUGUUUUCUCACACUGUUCAUUGGUUUAUUAUUAUUGUUAUUAGUAUUCCUAUGUUAUUAGUAGUCCCGUUCUCUAUAUAUUAUCGUUAAUUAAUCAGGCUACUGAUUAAAGUUAUAAUAUUUUCUGGUAAUAACUUCUUUUUUUUUCCUCUCCCUGUCUGUUCUUUUUGUUUUUUGUUUUUGUUUUCUUAAGAGGUUUUUAAAGACACAGCACUACAAAGCCUUCAUGUAAGCCAGAUGUCAGAAGCUAUAUCUGUGUGCAAGGUUGUGUAUGUAGAUGAAAAUAUCCACAAAUUAUUUUCAUUUAGAGUUCAAAUUAGGGCAGUGCUGAACAUUUUUGACACAUUCCUCUGCCAUCUGCCUCUUACAGUCACUCAUGCCAUGCGAUUGCUGGAGAAUAACUGCAAUUUUGUACAGCAGGAAUACAAAGGUGGAUGAUGUAUUUUGGCUUGUAUGCUCUUCUUUUUUUGCCACCUCUGUUUCUUUGUAUUCUUAUUGUUAUAAUUUUGGUUAUUGGUAUUAUUUUUUAUUUUUAUUAUUUGACAAUGAUAAUAGUAAUAAUGAUGAUAAGGAUAACAGUAAUAGUAAUAAUGAAAAUAUUGUUAUUUUUAUUAUUAUUGUUAUUCCUAUUAUAUUUUCAUUAUCAUUAUUAUUGUGAUGAUGAACAUCAUCAUUGCAAUUAUUGUCAUCAUUAUUGUUUAUUGUCAUUAUAGUUAUUUUUCCUGUUUGUAUUUCUUUUCCUGUUCCUCUUACUAUUCUCCUGCUUCCCCCUCCCACAUGUCCUCCUCCCUCUUCACCGUAUCCUUGUAGCUUAACAUUUUCAUGGAUGGUGAGGGCAGCCCAUGUCCGGGGAUAGUAAGGGACGCGGGAGUGGAAUAACACAUAUUAUUAUCUAGGAGUGUACGCAGCCACAGGAGAGACUAAGCACACAUCUGUCCCUUGGGUUACAGCCAGGGCAAGUCAGUUGGAAUGCCAGGUGUUAUUUAUGUUGUAAUGAUGAUAAAGAUAUUGAAAAAAGAAAAAGAAAAAAAUAUGUAUUGGGUACUGUGUUACUAAAGUGAGGGUGGACGAGUUGAUGAAAGGUUAUGUCAGUCAUGCAAGGUAUUCAGUGAAUGCCUUUAUUAUGGAUGUGAUUCACAUUAUUAUUUAUAAGAUUAUAUGCUUUUUACUGAACGAUAAUUGAAGCGAGAGAGAAGAAUAAAGAGACUUUCUUUCACAUUAUUAUUUUCAUUAGAUCCCAGACUUAUUUUAUCUUUGGUAAUUAUAUUUAAUUAUUUUGAUUUUUGAGAUUUUUUUUCUUUGUGCAAGCACUGUUGUCAAAAAAGCAUGAAGGAAUCUUUGAUGAUCUGUAACAAAUAGAUAUAGAUUAUGUACAAUAUAUGUAUGUGUGUAUGUGCAUCUCAUUUCCUUUAAGAAUGUUUUGUAGCAUAGUUCAGGGUUAUAGCAGUUGGUGGUUCAAUAAUUUUCUCUCCUUCAUUGUUGCAUUUGUGCUACCUCAGCACUGCCCAGGACAUGUUUAAAAAGAGACUUAGGGACUUUCUUAACGACACCAUCAGACUUCAUUUCAUUAUAUUUACAAGGCUUACUGUAUAAUUUUCUCUUGUUAUUACUAGACGCAUUUAUGAGGUGUACUGUGCUGCAUGUGUUUCUCCUUUCCAAGAUUAACUUAAUUAAAUGAAAAAAAUGUGCUCCUUUUUUCCCAAAGAAUUUUCUCUUUGCUUUAACUGAAUGGAAUGAAUGUUGUGACAUGCAAGGUUGCUGUCUUUCCUUCAAAGGCAAGGAGAAGGAUAAAGCUGAUGAAAUUAUUGCAAAUUAGAAAGUACCAUUGUGGUAAUAUUUUUUAUACUUGUUUAUUACUACAUGCCAAUAUACUUAACCAUAAUAUCACCUCUUCGCCCUAUUUCGUUUCAUUGUUAUUAGUUGUGCUGAUAAAAUUGUGCAAUGUUCUUUUUUUUCUAUUUCGUUAAUUUGUGUACAUAUGUAUUGUGUGAAUGAGGCAUUCCAAUUUAAAAUGUGUAUUUAAUGUAACCUUUUUACUUGGUAUCUUUGUACAGUCAUGUCAGGAAAUAGAUUAAACAGUAUUUUGAUUGA
Molecule: messenger RNA, 4251 nt
Organism: Penaeus vannamei (Pacific white shrimp)
Lineage: Eukaryota; Metazoa; Arthropoda; Malacostraca; Decapoda; Penaeidae
Source: RefSeq, a predicted model, not a curated record